Rotaria sp. Silwood2 is the source of this 696-nucleotide messenger RNA. NCBI's taxonomy places the organism in Eukaryota, Metazoa, Rotifera, Eurotatoria, Philodinida, Philodinidae. The record is from the annotation of a GenBank genome assembly.
AUGACAAAAGAUAAAAUUUCAUUUACAAAUAAAAAUAAAAAAGCAAUCAUAGCUCUUGAUUGUGAUGGAGUUCUAUUGGAUUAUCAUACAAAUUUUGCAAAUAUUUAUGAAAAAGCAUUUGGAAAAGAAUUAACAAUUGUUUCACCUAAAUCUUAUCAUGCUACAAAUAAGUAUGGUGUUAAGUUUAAUGAUGAAGAAAAAAAAGAAUUUGAUAAAGUAUGGGAUGAACAUGGUUGGAGAAAAAUGCCAAUGUAUGAUGGAGCACUUCAAGCAUGUAAUUUAUUACAUAAAGCUGGUUAUGAAUUAGUUUGUGUUACAGCAAUGCCUGCUCAAUUUAUUGAACAUCGAUUAGAAAAUUUUCGUUUACAUGGAUUUCCUAUUGAUAAAAUAAUUAGUACAGGUUAUGAUAAACAUAAUUUUAAUAAUAAUCCAAAAAAAAAAACUAUUGAAGAUUUACAUCCAAUUGCAUUUGUUGAUGAUUUAAGAAGAAAUUUUAAAGAUAUUCAAGGUGUUCAUACAAAACUUAUUUUUAUUGAUAAUCAAUAUCAUGAUGAUCCAAAUCAACAUGAUCAGAUUUAUUAUGAUAUUAAAUAUUCAAGUCUUUUAGAUUUUGUUCAAGAUUUUCUUAAAACUGAACAACAUGGACAAAAUAUUAUUUGGCCUCAAAGACCAGAUUUUCUUCUUCCUUCAAACUGA